AUGGAGACCGAGCGUAGGCGAGACGUCUCGUUGGCGAUGCGCCUCCGCCACACGUCACCGCCAUUCGCACUUUACCGCGCGUUCCCGUUCUUUCUUCCCGCGGCUUCUGGCCUCUUCCCGCGCUUUCUUCCCGCAUCUUCUCGCGUCGUCGGCUCCUACAAAAGACCUCCUCCAUUCAAUGGUCGCCACCACAACCGCCGGCAUCCCUUUCUCCGCCGCAAACACAUGCCUCGUCGCCUACGCACCACCUACCCAAUGAUGAAUCGCGCCGGCGAGAGCCAGUUUCCUCCACCACCAUCUCCACCUCCACCUCCAUCUCCGCCGCCACAGGAGUUCGACGUGGGCUACUACAAGAAGUCGUGCCCCCGCGUGGAGGCCAUCGUGAGGGAUGAGGUGAAGAAGUUCGUCUACAAGAACGCCGGCAUCGGCGCCGGGCUGAUCCGCAUGUUCUUCCACGACUGCUUCGUCGAGGGAUGUGAUGCCUCUGUCCUCCUGGACCCAACACCGGCCAACCCGCAGCCAGAGAAGCUCAGCCCUCCCAACUUUCCCAGCCUCCGCGGCUUCGAGGCCAUCGACGCGGCCAAAGACGCCGUGGAAAAGGCAUGCCCAGGCGUGGUAUCAUGCGCUGACAUCGUUGCCUUCGCCAGCCGUGAUGCGGCCUACUUCCUCAGCAGGAUGACGGUCAAGAUCAACAUGCCCGCAGGCCGCCUGGAUGGGCGCAUUUCCAAUUCCACUGAGGCCCUCUCCAACCUGCCGCCUCCAUUCUUUAACAUCACUCAGCUCAUCGGCAGCUUCGCCGCUAAAGGGCUUGACACCGAGGACAUGGUGGUUCUUUCCGGCGCCCACACCAUUGGGGUCUCACAUUGCUCAUCCUUCGUCUCUGACCGUCUUGCCGUCCCCUCCGACAUCAACACCGCCCUCGCCGGCAUCCUGAGGAGGCAAUGCCCUGCCAACCCGACCGCAGCCAACGAUCCCACGGUGAACCAGGAUGUGGUAACCCCUAACGCGCUUGACAACCAGUACUACAAGAACGUCCUCGCACAUAAGGUCUUGUUCACGUCAGAUGCCGCCCUUCUUACCACACCGGCGACCACCCAGAUGGUGCUUGACAAUGCCAACAUCCGUGGACUGUGGGAAGACAAGUUCAACAAGGCGAUGGUCAAGAUGGGUGCCAUCGGAGUCAAGACUGGAAACCAAGGUGAAAUCAGGAGGAACUGCAGGGUCGUCAACCACUGA
Lolium rigidum is the source of this 1236-nucleotide messenger RNA. RefSeq names its product peroxidase 2-like. The record is from RefSeq and is a predicted model, not a curated record. Lineage: Eukaryota; Viridiplantae; Streptophyta; Magnoliopsida; Poales; Poaceae. Gene Ontology annotation, cellular component: plant-type cell wall; plasmodesma. Gene Ontology annotation, biological process: response to oxidative stress; hydrogen peroxide catabolic process. The transcript is spliced from 2 exons. Bases 1 to 1236 code for a protein of 411 amino acids. Gene Ontology annotation, molecular function: heme binding; peroxidase activity.